UGGACAUCUAGUUGUUAUUACUUAAUAAGAAGAAGAUUGUUGCUUAUUAGAAACAAGCUGGAAUAGGAAUAAAGAGCGAAAGGGGAAGCGUUGCCAACGUUUUUGUCAAGCGAUUACGUGUAUCCGAUCCGAUUCCGAUUCCGAAUCUUCAUCGGUCCAAAUCCAUCGGUUGUUUCUCCGGCGAGAUCUGGUGCCGGACACUAUUCCUACACGUAAGUUGAAUCGAUUUGGACGGUUUCGGAGCGGAACCGGAGAGAUCCGAGUAUCAAAUCAUGUCGUACGCUUACCUCUUCAAGUACAUAAUCAUCGGAGAUACCGGGGUUGGAAAAUCAUGUCUUCUCCUUCAGUUUACCGACAAGAGGUUUCAGCCUGUGCAUGACCUGACCAUUGGUGUUGAAUUUGGGGCCAGAAUGGUGACGAUUGAUAACAAACCAAUAAAGCUGCAGAUUUGGGACACGGCCGGUCAAGAAUCAUUCAGAUCCAUUACAAGGUCAUAUUACAGAGGGGCAGCUGGUGCACUACUAGUGUAUGAUAUCACAAGGAGGGAAACUUUCAAUCAUCUUGCAAGCUGGUUGGAGGACGCUAGGCAGCAUGCAAAUGCGAACAUGACAAUCAUGCUUAUUGGGAACAAGUGUGAUCUUGCUCACAGAAGGGCUGUUAGCACAGAGGAAGGCGAGCAGUUUGCCAAGGAACAUGGCUUGAUCUUCAUGGAAGCUUCAGCAAAAACUGCUCAGAAUGUCGAGGAGGCAUUUAUACGCACAGCUUCAACCAUAUAUAAGAAGAUUCAGGAUGGAGUUUUUGAUGUAUCAAAUGAGUCUUAUGGCAUAAAAGUCGGGUAUGGCGGCAUUCCAGGGCCAUCGGGCGGUAGAGAUGCCUCCGCUGCUCCUGGGGGGGCCUGUUGCGGUUGAAAAUUUGAACUUCACAUAAUCUGCGAUUUGCCCGUCCAGUGGAGCAUUUAUAGGUUUCGAUGUUCAUUCGACGAUCCAGAGCAAUCAAAUGUGUGAAAAUAUCAGCAGUAAUUUAAAAACAAAAAAAAUAGAUAUAUAUAUCCCCAUGUGUUUCUCCCCUUAAUUCUUUUCAUGAUUUGUGUAAAUUUGGCAGCUACUCUCUCUCCCUUUCUCUCUCUUUUUUUAACUUUCAGUUUCCAGAACUAUAAAGUAUUUGAUUUAUCUUUGUGUAGAA
This is a messenger RNA of Diospyros lotus (date-plum), 1182 nucleotides long. RefSeq names its product ras-related protein RABB1c. NCBI's taxonomy places the organism in Eukaryota, Viridiplantae, Streptophyta, Magnoliopsida, Ericales, Ebenaceae. The transcript has 7 exons. Gene Ontology annotation, cellular component: Golgi apparatus. Gene Ontology annotation, molecular function: GTP binding; GTPase activity. The record is from RefSeq and is a predicted model, not a curated record. The coding region runs from base 273 to 908 and encodes 211 amino acids.